Messenger RNA from Closterium sp. NIES-65, 2655 nucleotides. NCBI's taxonomy places the organism in Eukaryota, Viridiplantae, Streptophyta, Zygnematophyceae, Desmidiales, Closteriaceae. The record is from the annotation of a GenBank genome assembly.
AUGGGCACUACAGAGAUUGCAGCCACUCCGGACCAUCCCCUAUCCUUUUUCCGCUGCUCUGCUUCUGCUGGGGCGGUGUUAGAUCGCCCCUCGUCGGCUGGAUCGAUGAUGGCACGCCCUGCUACAACUGGGGGUGUGUUGGAUUGCCCCCCUCCCUCCCCUCCGUCCGUAUCAGCAUUCUUCUCCCUAUGCUCUGCUCCCCAGCUGUCACCUCACGCCACACAUGCUGUCUCUGCUCCUCCUGCCACAGCUGCUGCCACUGCCACUGCCACUGCUGCUGCUGCUGCUCUCACUGCCACUGCCACUGCUGCUGCUGCUGCCACUGCCACUGCCACUGCCACUGCCACUGUUGCUGCUGCCCGAACCUGCAAGCGAGGCUUGGAUACCACAGCAGACCACGACAGCGGUAGCAACCCUGGCACCUCUGGGCGGCGGAGCGGUGGCAGUGCUGGCUCCUCCGGGCGGCAGAGCGGGCGGCAGCGUGGCAGCAGUGGCGGGGUCAGCGGGCGGCAGAGGUACCAGUGGCUCCCGGUUGACUUGCCAGACGACGGGUACGACUGGUGCAAAUACGGACAAAAACCGCUAGUGGUGGAUUCCUGCUGUAUCCGCUCCUACUACCGCUGCUUUCUCGGCGACCCCCGCCAGGUCAGCUUGCAUCCUGACCGAGAACCCUGCCCGGCAAAAAAAAUUGUUGACUGGAGGAUCACACCGGGUGUUAUCAGCAGCGCAGCUUCCUACGCGUCUACUAGUGGACGGUUGGAAUCAGGAGCAGUAGCUGAAGCGGACCAGCCUUCUGCUGCUGGUUGCACCACUCUCCUCCCAUCUGCUAACUCUACCCCUACUGGUGCUGAUACUGCCGCUGCUGUCACUGGAGUCGCCCCUACUGCCCCUAUCUCCCCUAUAAUCAACUACCUUAACGAGCAUAACCAUGAGGCACCGAAUCCCCCUCACUCCCGCCCGCCCAUCUCCCAGCGCUUGCAUAUCCCCCUUAGACGCCUCCCCGCUUCCGUUACAGGCUUGCUGAUUCCUGGGAAUGCUACACAAGGCUUGGAUAUGGCUCAGGAAUUACCUCCGACUGAAAACGCCCCUGUGGGAGAUUGGGUGCAGAAGAGGGAGGCUCGUGUAUCGGACGGUUGUGGUGGUAACCAUGUUACAAUGGAUGGACAGGGGGAGCUGGUGGGAGGAGGGAUGUUUACAGCAAAUCUGGACCUUUUGAGAGGAAAAGAGUCAGUGCAGCAGCAGCAGUGUUGGAUAGCAGGGAGUGAUGUGGCAAUGGGAGGCAUGUCAUUGCCUUUGGUGGACACAUGGCAGCAGCAGCAACAGCAGCAGCAGCAGCAGCAGCAGCAGCAGCAGCAGCAGCAGCAGCAGCAGCAGCAGCAGCAGCAGCAGCAGCAGCAGCAGCAGCAGCAGCAGCAGCAGCAGCAGCAGCAGCAGCAGCAGCAGCAGCAGCAGCAGCAGCAGCAGCAGCAGCAGCAGCAGCAGAAGAAGAAAAGGGAGAAGGAAGAAUUGUCAAUCUCAGCACUGCCAGCAGGCCUUCAGACGUCCCAGAGCGCAUUUCCAGCAGUGGCGACAGGAGCAGAGGUAGAAUCAGGAUUUGGCAUGGCAUGCCCUUUUGAAACCACCUCCAAAGAAGCAGCAGCGGCAGCAGCAUGGGCAGCAGCAGCGGUGGCAGGAGAGAAGGUAGAAUCAGGAAUUGGAUUUGAGAUGGAGUGUGCGGGAGCUGCGGCAUUGCGGUCUCAGUCUCUCUUAGAUCAAUACCUGGAGCGACAGCAGCAGGAGCAGCCUUUCGAGUCGACUCAGAAGAAACAGAAGGAGGAGCAGCAGCAAGCAUGGCACUCUUCACUGUGUUUCCCUGUGCUGUCAUCCUCAUCAGCCUUUGCAUCUCCCACCUUCUCUCCCUGCCUCCUCCCCUCUACCACUCUCCCCUCUAUCGCUCUCCCUUCUUCUGCUCUCUCCUCUAGCGCUAUAUCUGACUCUGUUACCCGCAUGCUCAGCCAGCCGCAGCUCUCCUGCAGCUCCCUCCACAAUCUGCAGCAGCAGCACCCGCACAUGUCCGGCAGGAAUUCAAGGAGGCUUGGCAGGAAGUUCGGCAGGAGGUUCGGCAGGAAUUCGUGGCACAGCAGCAGCAACUGUGCGUGUGCAGCGAGCGCAGGAUCUGGGGGUUACAGAUGCUCCUUUGAGCUUGCUGCUGCUCGGCCGACGCAAGCAGCAGCAGCAGCAGCAGCAGCAGCAGCAGCAGCAGCAGCAGCAGCAGCAGCAGCAGCAGCAGCAGCAGCAGCAGCAGCAGCAGCAGCAGCAGCAGCAGCAGCAGCAGCAGCAGCAGCAGCAGCAGCAGCAGCAGCAGCAGCAGCAGCAGCAGCAGCAGCUUCAGCAGCAGCAGCAGCAGCUUCAGCAGCAGCAGCAGCAGCUUCAGCAGCAGCAGCAGCAGCUUCAGCAGCAGCAGCAGCAGCAGCAGCAGCAGCAGCAGCAGCAGCAGCAGCAGCAGCAGCAGCAGCAGCAGCAGCAGCAGCAGCAGCAGCAGCAGCAGCAGCAGCAGCAGCAGCAGCAGCAGCAGCAGCAGCAGCAGCAGCAGCAGCAGCAGCAGCAGCAUUGGUGGGAUGCGUUUGUCGAUGCUGCUCCCCUCACACAACUGAUGCCCCUGACAAUGCAGAGUGA